CUUUUUCUGUUUGUGAAAAGAGCUGAGCAGAGCUGAAGGCUGCAUGGUGGUUUCAGAAACUGCUUACUUAAUUUCAAGAGAACAAUGGUAGGAAAGGCUAGAUCUUCCAAUUUUACCUUAUCUGAAAAGCUUGAUUUGUUAAAGCUUGUGAAGCCAUAUGUGAAAAUUCUCGAAGAACACACUAAUAAACAUUCAGUAAUAGUAGAAAAGAAUAGAUGUUGGGAUAUCAUAGCAGUUAACUAUAAUGCAAUUGGAGUAGACCGCCCUCCUCGAACAGCGCAGGGCCUACGUACCCUUUACAAAAGGCUCAAAGAAUAUGCCAAACAGGAACUAUUGCAGCAAAAAGAGACCCAAUCAGAUUUUAAAAGCAAUAUUUCUGAGCCAUCCAAGAAAGUUAUGGAGAUGAUUCCCCAGAUAUCCAGUUUUUGCCUGGUAAGAGACAGGAACCACAUACAAAGUUCUUUCAGUUCCUAAAGAAGUAACAGAAUCGAAGGGACAAGAGGAACCUGGUAACCUAGUAAAAUAUUUCAGUGUUGUUUGGUGUAAAGCUUCAAAGAAAAAACACAAAAAGUGGGAAGGUGAUGCUAUUCUCAUUGUUAAAGGAAGGUCAUUUUCAUUGAAAGAUUUGGAAGGCAAAGACAUUGGAAGAGGCAUCGGAUAUAAAUCCAGAGAGUUUGAAAAUAUAGAAGAAGGCCAAACACUUACGAUUGGUGGAAAAGAAAUAGAAAUCAUGGGUAUAAUUACUUCAGAUGACUUCAACAGUGGAAGGUGUUUUCAGCUUGGAGGAGGAAGUCCUGCUAUUUCAAAUUCUCAGCCUGCCAGAAAGUACCUUUCUAAGCCAUUUAAAGGUGUUUGUGAACCAAGCUCAAAGGAAAAUAGGCAGUAUGAUUUCCAAAGUUGCAAACCACGCCAUGACCCAAAUACACCAAAUUCACUUGUAAUGCCACGACCAGACAAGAAUCAUCAGUGGAUGUUUAAUAAGAAUUGUAACCCCCUUGUGGAUGUGGUGGUGGAUCCUCACCUUGUGUAUUGCCUUCGACCACAUCAGAAAGAAGGAAUCAUAUUCCUUUAUGAAUGUGUAAUGGGAAUGAGAAUGAAUGGCAGAUAUGGAGCUAUUCUUGCUGAUGAAAUGGGUUUAGGGAAAACGUUGCAGUGUAUUUCACUCAUCUGGACUCUACAGUGUCAGGGGCCCUAUGGAGGCAAGCCAGUAAUAAAGAAGACACUUAUUGUCACACCUGGAAGCUUGGUGAAUAAUUGGAAGAAAGAAUUUCAAAAAUGGCUAGGAAGUGAAAGGAUCAAAGUAUUUACUAUUGAUCAGAGCCACAAAGUUGAAGAGUUCAUCAAAUCCCCAUUUUAUUCUGUUCUUAUCAUCAGUUAUGAAAUGUUACUUCGUUCCUUGGACCAAAUUAAGAAUAUAAAAUUUGAUCUUUUAAUUUGUGAUGAGGGGCAUCGUUUGAAGAACAGUGCCAUUAAGACAACUACAGCCCUCCUUAGCCUCUCUUGUGAGAAAAGAGUAAUUCUAACUGGUACUCCAAUUCAAAAUGAUCUGCAAGAAUUUUUUGCAUUAAUAAAUUUUGUUAAUCCAGGAAUAUUAGGCUCCUCGUUAUCUUAUAGGAAAAUAUAUGAAGAACCCAUCAUUACCUCAAGAGAACCUUCUUCUUCUGAGGAAGAAAAAGAGUUAGGAGAAAGAAGAGCAGCUGAACUCACUUGCCUCACUGGACUUUUUAUACUUAGAAGAACCCAGGAAAUUAUAAAUAAGUAUCUUCCACCUAAAAUAGAGAAUGUAGUAUUUUGCCGACCAGCAGCACUGCAGAUUGAACUCUAUCGAAAGCUAUUAAAUUCUCAAGCUGUCAGAUUCUGUUUACAAGGAUUCCUGGAAAAUAGUACUCAUCUUCUAUGUAUAGGAGCGCUUAAAAAACUGUGUAAUCACCCCUGCCUGCUGUUCAACUCAAUGAAGGAUAAAGAAAGUAGCUCAACAAGUUAUGAAAAUGAAGAAAGGAGUCUCUACAAAGGCUUGCUAAGUGUGUUCCCUGCUGAUUACAACCCUCUCCUGUUCACUGAAAAUGAGUCAGGAAAACUCCAGGUGCUGUCAAAGCUCUUAGCAGUUAUCCGAGAACUUCGUCCCACCGAAAAGGUUGUUUUGGUAUCCAACUACACAAAAACCUUGAAUAUUUUACAAGAAGUAUGCAUGCGGCAUGGAUAUUCUUUUGCAAGACUUGAUGGACAAACACCAAUCUCUCAAAGACAGCAAAUUGUUGAUGGCUUCAAUAGUAAAUACUGUUCUGAUUUUAUUUUUUUGUUAAGUUCAAAAGCUGGUGGUGUUGGACUUAAUCUUAUUGGGGGAUCUCACUUAAUUCUUUAUGACAUUGAUUGGAAUCCUGCCACUGAUAUCCAGGCUAUGUCAAGAGUAUGGAGAGAUGGUCAGAAACAUCCUGUUCAUAUUUACAGACUCCUAACCACAGGUACGAUAGAGGAAAAGAUCUAUCAAAGGCAAAUCAGUAAACAAGGUCUUUCUGGGGCAGUUGUAGAUCUAACAAAGACAUCUGAACAUAUUCAGUUUUCAGUAGAGGAACUUAAAAAUUUGUUCACAUUACAUGAAAGCUCACAUUGUGUUACUCAUGACCUGCUUGACUGUGAGUGUACAGGAGAAAAAGAUCAUACAGAUGAUUCUUUGGAAACUUUUGCCGUCUCUAGACAUUGUCAGCUUGGUCCACGUCAUCAGAAAUCUGACUCCCUAAAACCUCUUUCCAUGUCACAGCUGAAGCAGUGGAAACAUUUUUCUGGAGAUUAUGCAAAGCUUACAGAUCCCUUUCUUGAACAAAUAAGAGAAAAUGUAUCUUUUUUUUUCCAGAAUAUAACCAAUCAAGCUACUGCCAUAUAACAAAAGAUUACUUCAGAAUAUCCCAUUGCUUCUUUGAAAAAGUUGAUAUAAAUAUUAAAUUUAAAUUACUGAAAUUGUUUAAACUAUAAUAGUGCAUUUUCUUACCAAAUAAAGUAAUU
Molecule: messenger RNA, 3000 nt
Organism: Dipodomys ordii (Ord's kangaroo rat)
Lineage: Eukaryota; Metazoa; Chordata; Mammalia; Rodentia; Heteromyidae
Gene: Rad54b
Product: RAD54 homolog B (S. cerevisiae)
Exons: 13
Coding region: 731-2881 (716 amino acids)
Biological process (GO): reciprocal meiotic recombination; double-strand break repair via homologous recombination
Cellular component (GO): nucleus
Molecular function (GO): ATP-dependent chromatin remodeler activity; ATP binding; DNA translocase activity
Source: RefSeq, a predicted model, not a curated record